Manihot esculenta (cassava) is the source of this 1632-nucleotide messenger RNA. RefSeq names its product 14-3-3-like protein D. The coding region runs from base 459 to 1235 and encodes 258 amino acids. Lineage: Eukaryota; Viridiplantae; Streptophyta; Magnoliopsida; Malpighiales; Euphorbiaceae. The transcript has 7 exons. Gene Ontology annotation, cellular component: cytoplasm. The record is from RefSeq and is a predicted model, not a curated record. Gene Ontology annotation, biological process: signal transduction.
CGUUCAACAAAUUCUCUUAUAUCCUAACAAUUCUACAAACCAGACGUGCAACUCGUUUCCCCUUUUCCAAUUUCGCUAAUGCUUUUUCUGUAAGAGGGCUAGAUGAAAAUGGAAAUUGUGAGUGGGAGGCGAAUAGCUAUAAUGGAAUGGGAGUCUGCGGCGAUAUCAACGGUGGACGUGGUGUUAGGGUUUUAGUGAUAGUAGAGAAUGAGGGGAGACGAGAGGACGGAGAGGGUGGUCUGCACUUCUGAAGGAGAGAGUACCGAAAAGGGUUUUUAAUACGAACAAUACAGCGUGGUCCUCGUGAGAAGUAGUGGAGCCAGCCAAUAAAACAACGUCGUUUUAAGAGUUUGGAAACAGUCUCUCUCAAAGAGCAGAAAACCCUCCACGUUAAAAGUAAACCCUAAACUCUCUCUCUCGCUCGCUCUCUUGAGAUCGAUACCAGCAUAUUCAUACGUAUGGCUGAACGCGACAAGUUAGUUUACGUUGCCAAGCUUGCUGAGCAGGCGGAACGCUACGAUGAGAUGGUUGAUGUCAUGAAAAAUGUGGCAAAACUUGAUGUGGAAUUGACAGUUGAAGAGCGUAAUUUGCUCUCAGUUGGGUACAAGAAUGUGAUCGGUGCUAGGAGAGCAUCAUGGAGAAUUUUGUCAUCAAUAGAACAAAAGGAAGAAACAAAAGGAAAUGAAGUUAGUGUGAAGCGAAUCAAGGAGUAUAGACAAAAGGUUGAAUCAGAGCUUACAAACAUCUGCAAUGAUAUCAUGAUCAUAAUAAAUGAGCAUCUAAUCCCAUCUGCUUCUGCAGGGGAAUCAACAGUGUUCUUUUAUAAGAUGAAGGGAGAUUAUUAUCGUUAUCUUGCAGAAUUCAAAACUGGUAAUGAAAAGAAGGAUGCUGCUGAUCACUCAAUGAGAGCAUAUGAGACAGCUAUCACUGCUGCAGAGGCUGAGUUGCCUCCCACACAUCCUAUCCGAUUGGGUUUGGCAUUGAAUUUCUCAGUAUUUUAUUAUGAGAUCUUGAAUUCACCUGAGAGGGCAUGCCACUUUGCAAAGCAAGCUUUUGAUGAAGCAAUCUCAGAGCUUGAUAAUUUGAAUGAGGAAUCAUAUAAGGAUAGCACCUUAAUAAUGCAGCUUCUCAGGGACAACCUGACAUUGUGGACUUCUGACAUCCCAGAGGAUGGAGAAGAUGCCCCGAAAAUCAAUGGCACUGCCAAAGUAGCAGGGGCAGAGGAUGCAGAGUGAUGCAUGCCUCCCUACAUGGGUAAAGGAUGAUGAGACCUGAUUUUCUGUUGUGGUGUCCAGUGAAAAACGAAUAAUCACGGAUUUUUCUUUGUUUGCAUUUCUAUUUCCCAAGUGCCAUAAUGUUUUGUGAUUUGUAGUGAUGUCUGGACAUGGUUAGUCUGACUUCCUGUGCCCAAAGGAUUCCUCUUUAGUUGUGGUGGAUGGAGUGUAGAGCAUUGGCAUGCUUGCUGAGGUGGUUUUUCUUGCAUUGUUGUAACAGUAUAAGAAACAUGUCGAUUUUCCUCACAAAUCCAGAAGUUUGAAGCCUGAUACCUGUUUAUAUUUAAUCUGUAUUCAUAACAACCUACGUGUUUUCUACUGUUGUCGCUAUAAUGGCUGAAAAUUUGUGCAUUGUGAA